AUGAAGCGUCGCAUAACGUUCCUAGUGUCCCCGCAAGAGAAUGAAGCGUCGGAAGAUGCUCUCCGUCUUGCCGAAGACAAACUCGAAAUAAAGGGACUCAAGGCUAUACGCGAAGACCGAUUUACCUUCACGUUUGACGAGUUACCCCAGUUCGUGAAAGAUGUAGUCAGACAGACGCAAGAAUUACAUCUCCGUUUCGAUAACGGAAGGAACUAUGACGAAAAGUGGAAGGGACCAUUCGCGUCCAGACUACCGCUUGGGCUGCAUAUUCUUGCCAUGCCAUUAAGGGAAUCUAAAAUGACGAACCUUUGCUCUUUCAUUCUGAAAUAUGCGGAUAUCCCCUGCGGUUCGAUAGAGACAUCUUUCAUCAGCCGAGGGCGGUUAAAGCAACUUUAUGUCCCCAAUGUGAAUGUUCUACCGAAUAUUCUCAAACCACUUGGGAAUAAGAUAUGCGGUCCCUCGAAAAAGGCCUGCAAGGACAAAGUUUUAGCAUUAAGCACUGCCACUUCAUUAGAUCUGAAAUACGAUGCUGCAUCACAAACCUUAGACAUCAGCGCAAUCUGGGCGACUUCGGAUGGGAAUUCAAAAGAUGGAUCGUGGGAUGUACAGGUUAAGCCUGAUACAUCGGCUGAUAAAGUAGAAGUUGGGGUUCUAACAAGCGGAGGAAAGUCUCCUGAAGAGGAGAUAUCCCUUCGAGGGAAGCUUGCCAUGGUGGGGCAAGAUGAUGAGCUUAAACCUGCUCUCGUUUCAUUCCCGUCAAGGCACCAUGCACGACAAAGCAUCUACAUGGCGGAUUUCAACCGACCAACUGGCUUGCAUCCAAAACUUGAGGUCACGCUGGCCCUUGGUGGGAACUCUCCCGCAGCUGGGUGCACCCUGAAUGCAUAUUUCACGAUACCCCAGCCGUUUUUUGUGGAUCCAUACCAGCUAGAGGACGACAAACUUAUGAAAUCCUACGGUAUAAACAAAAUAAAAGUAGUAGAGGGAGAAACUGAUUUGGAAGCUCCGGAAUGGGCAAUGUCAAAGUGGGGCGCUUUAGUUCUCGCGGAAUUGGAUGUUGCGGAGUAUUUGAGUACAUGGGAGAAAAAGCGUUCGCCAAUGGAGUUCACUCUUCCAUUACAUCUACGGUACAUGCCGACGCACCCCGAGAAGCACAGUGAGACGGCUACGCUACCUUGGCCGAUGGUGUUUUGGGCUUGUCCAUCGGAGCAAUGGAACAAGAUGUCCACCAAUCCAUUUGACAGGAGAAUGCUAGGUUAUGACGAAUAUUUCCCGGAGGAAACUUAUUUCUACCAUCUGACUCCAAAACUCAUCAAUUCCACCCUUUCGAGAUCUAGUUUGGAAGUACCGAUUUUGAAUUCGGUGGACUCCCAAUUAAUCGAAUGGGGAACUAUGGGUGUCAUUGUCAUCGGGUUCUUCUGGGUGUUUGGAACUAUCUUAAGUAGCUUCUUUGGGGCUUCUGGGAAGAAGGUUGAAGAGCACCAGAAGAAGGAGUAA
Orbilia oligospora ATCC 24927 is the source of this 1497-nucleotide messenger RNA. RefSeq lists its product as uncharacterized. Gene Ontology annotation, biological process: GPI anchor biosynthetic process; protein processing. The transcript is spliced from 6 exons. Gene Ontology annotation, molecular function: mannosyltransferase activity. The record is from RefSeq and is a predicted model, not a curated record. Gene Ontology annotation, cellular component: endoplasmic reticulum membrane; glycosylphosphatidylinositol-mannosyltransferase I complex. NCBI's taxonomy places the organism in Eukaryota, Fungi, Ascomycota, Orbiliomycetes, Orbiliales, Orbiliaceae. Bases 1 to 1497 code for a protein of 498 amino acids.